AUGUCUAACCCGCCUCCUGUACGAGGUAAACCCUCUCUGAUAGCAGCAGCUCAAGCGCAGCCCGCUACUAUUCAACCAACUUCAGGUACAUCGGUAUCGGUACCGCCAAAUCUAGCUUCAGUUCCAAUGUCAGUCGUUUCGUCGGAAGGAUCAAAUUCUGUUUCGGCUAGAUCGACACCGGCUCCUUCUGUAACAAGAGCAGAAAGUAGUGCUCCACCAGGAGGUGUACAAAGGAUGAAAUUUAAACCUAAAGUACCUAUAAGAAGGAUGAAACAAGAAGUAGACGUCAAACCUGAUAUCACAUCGGCACCUGCUCCGUCUGUUUCUGCAAGAGGAGGUUUACGAGGUAGAGGAAGAGGUGCGGCUGGUAGAGGUAGAGGAAGGGGUGCAGCACCUACCACUUCAAUCGCUGCGGGUGUCUUUGGUGGUCCAAGACCUGUUCAGUCUGCCUCAUCAUCACGUAGAUUCGCAGCUGCUCCAGCACCUGCACCUCGGAUAUUCGACGAACAAGAUGCAGAGGUCUAUUCAGAUCAUUCAGAUCAUGAAGGAACAAUGGGUAGACCGAUAGAUAUCGAUUUAGUCUCUACAAUGUCAGAAUCCGCUCCUACUUCUCUAUACCGAGAUAGAAGAUUGAACGAUAAGAAAGCUAAAGAAAAUAUCAAGAAAGAUAAAGGUAAAAACAAGAAGAAAGAUAAAUCCAAUUCCAAUUCCAAUUCCAUUUCCAAUUCAAUGGAUAUAGAUAGUAACACAACGAAUGACAUCAAUAGCGCGGUUGGAUAUGGUGUCAAAGCAGAACCUAUCUCACCUGAAAAACAAUCAAGAGAAUUAGAAAGACAAGAUGAUGUAAUGUUGAGUGAUGAUGAAAUGCAAGAUCGCGAUAACUUAGGUAGAAGAGUGAGAAAUUUCGCUCAAACUGGUGGUAUGGAAGAUCCACGUGAUCAACAUGAUAUGGAUAGAGAUGAAGAUUCUGAGAAUGACGAUGAUGUCAAUGAGGCUCAAAAAGUUGAUUUGAGUGAAAGUGAGGAAGAAGAAGAAGAGGAAGAUAUGCAAGGUGAUUUCGUUCAAGCUGAUGGGAUGGACAAUCCUGAAGAGAAAUUAUUCAUAUUCCAAUUCCCACAUUUAUUCCCUAAAUUCCUUCCUUCAGAUCCUGUCGAUCUCACUCAACCUUCCACCUCGAAUGGAGAUCUGAAACCUGUUACUUCCGCAGCUGCCCCAUCAGCAUCAGCAAAUGGAUCAGCGACCAAAGAUAUCAAACCUGAUGUAAAACCAGAUAUAAAACCUAAUGUUGGUCAAUUACGCGGUGGAGUAAAGAAACCAAUAGAACACCAACCUGAAGGCAGAAUAGGUACGAUGGUAGUCAUGAAAAGUGGUAAGGUCAAGAUUGUAAUGGGGAAAGAUAUAGUGAUGAACGUGACACCAGGUUUACCUACAACGUUUAUCCAACAUUUAGUUCAUCUCGAUCAAAAAACCAAAUCAGCUCAAGUAUUAGGUGAAGUACACAAGAACUAUAUAGUUACACCUGAUGUAGAUCGAUUACUUCAGGAGUUGUACAUAAAUGGAGGUCAGACCCCUGGUGAAGUUGACGCGGACAGACGAAGGAAAUUGGCCAGGGAAAGAGGUUUGAUGACUAUGAAGAGAGAGAUUUGA
Kwoniella shivajii is the source of this 1647-nucleotide messenger RNA. RefSeq lists its product as uncharacterized. The record is from RefSeq and is a predicted model, not a curated record. Gene Ontology annotation, biological process: tRNA transcription by RNA polymerase III. Gene Ontology annotation, molecular function: DNA binding. The transcript has 6 exons. The coding region runs from base 1 to 1647 and encodes 548 amino acids. NCBI's taxonomy places the organism in Eukaryota, Fungi, Basidiomycota, Tremellomycetes, Tremellales, Cryptococcaceae. Gene Ontology annotation, cellular component: RNA polymerase III complex.